GUUCGAGGAGGUCGUGAACCCUCUCCCGGGUGCCCGGGGCCUGGUGACCUUCGCCUCGGACCCCGGCUGGGCCCACGAGCGCCUCUUCCUCUGGCCGACGGCUACGGAGGGGGAGGGGCCUGGUUUCUUCGUCUACACGCCGGGCGGCGACCUCUAUGUGGAGAGCCUACCGGAUUACAGCAGCAGCGCCCUGCUCACAGGGCGGAAGGGCUACCCUGCCGGCGUGCCUCAGGUGGUGGCCUUCAGCAGGUCGCUGGAGCCCGAGGAGGUGGCGGAGCUGGUCAAGCGGGCGCGCGCAGAGGCGGCGGUGCUGGAGGGGGCCGUGGUGGAGGACAUCACGGUGGCCGUGGACUGGCGGGGCCGGCGGCUGCCGCUGCCGCCGCACUCGGUGGUGCACGCGCCUCGGGUCCGCCUGCGAGGGAAGCAGGAGCCCGCGGCGCUCCCGCUGCCGCCGCCUGCCGAGCCGCCGCCCGUGGGCGGCACCGCCACCCCCCCCUCGGCCCCCGAGGGUUUCGCUUGGCUGAGCAGCGACCUGGCCGCACCCCCGGGGGAGUUCGCCUUCGGCACCGAGGUGCUCCUGGGCUCGGACGCCUGCCAGCGGGGGCGCUUCGCUAUCGUCACGGACGCCUCUGGGAACCACCACCCCGCGGAGCUGGUGGAGAUCAGUGGCGCUGGCGAGUGGCGGGAGGCGAAGCUGCGCGGCGCGGCCCGCAACCGCGGAGGCGAGGGUGCCCUGGAGCAGCGCCUGCUCGGGGAGGACCCGGGCGAUGAUCUUCGCGCGUGCUGGAUCGACUACGACGACGCGGGGAUCCGCUUCAAGGAGUGGCGCAAGGUGCUGCACGAGGCGACCCAGGAGAGCCUGCAGACCGCUGGCCUCAAGGGGCCCCCCGUGUGCCUCGCCAUCUGCAGGAAGUUCUUCAAGCACGGCGGGGACCCGAAGGCAUGGUUCGCCGAGUGGGCUCGCGAGGUGGGCAUCGCCAGGAAGGACAGGUCCUGGCACGAGGUCGAGUGCCUGAUCGAGGCCUUGUGGCAGUCGGGCACCUUCGACCAGCUCAACAUGGGCGCCGUCGCGGCGCUGGAGGCGGUGUCCCGCCGGCUGCUGCAGUACGUAGAGGCGUGCGCGAAGGGCGCCGACAACCCCAACUGGAGCGCGGCGAAGCACUUCAGCGCGACCACCUCGGCCCUGGACCUGGUGCCCGAGGACGUGCGCAUGUAUGCGGCGAGGCGGGCCAGGGAGGAGGCGGAGCUGGAGAGCGUGCGCGCCCGCGCCCGGCAGCCCGGCGCAGCGGCCCAUGCUGGGGCCGACGCGACGGCGGCGGCGACGCCGGCGGGCGCGCCCCCCUCGCAGGUGACAGGCGGGCGGCGCCGGCGGCUGCUUCGCGACAUCGAGGCGGCGAUCGACGCGCUGAAUUGGAUGCAUGGUAGCGCCUACCGCCCGAUCCCCCACAGGAUCUCGUCGGCGACUGAGCGCAAGAUUUUGGGCCUUCAGGCUGAUGUGCGGCAGCGCGUUGUUGAGGCGGCAGCCCGCUGGUGCGACGUUGACAGCGCCGUCAGCGAGCGUGGAGCCUUGGCCAGGCUGUUGAAGGGGCGCUCGGGCUAUACGCCGUCGCCGUCAUGCAGUGUCGGGUCCUACGAGUACUCGAAGGUUUCGCUCCCGGGCGACUUGCACAAUGCUCCGUCGCUCAUCUCCAUGCUGCCUUCGGAGGCGAGGAUACAGCUCGAGGAUUUCGAGAAGCAUAUGCUCCGGCCCGCGCAGGAGUCGGAACUAAGUCGUCAGUUUGAAGGGGUGCCGGGCUGCCAUACUGACCCGGCGCUGCAGAAGAAUCCCCGCGCCUACGGCCGCCUUGUGCGGAGGGCCGCGGACAUCGGCCUGGUGACCUUCACUCGUGAUCCCGCCUGUGCUUUGGGCGUGUUCUUUGUCACCAAGAAGGCCGACAAGCUCAGGGUGGAGAUCGACGACUCCGAGGGUUCGCUGCACGGGCUCCCUUUGCAUCUCGGGGUCGGCGACGUGGCCGACUGCUUCCACAGGAUGAGGUUGGCGAAGACUGCGGGCGGCGACAUCCGACGCUACUUCUGCUGGCCACCGCUGGCGGCACGGCACGCAGGCCUCACCGAGCUCGACGGCGUCCCGCUGGAGCCAGGCCAGAAGAUCUGGCCGACGUGCGCCAGCCUACCGGUGGGUUUCUCGUGGUCACUGCAUUUUGCCCAGACCGCUAACUCAGUUCGUCUGGGACGUCAGCCUUCGCUGGUCCGAAGCCAGGAGCUCUCGGACCGCGGGCCCUCCCUGGUGUUCGGCGGCUCCCGCGUCAUGGAGCAGGCCGGCCACUGCACGCACGUGGACAACGCUGGCGCCAUGUCUUUCGAUGGCGGUCUGGUCCGACAGGCUCUCGCCGAGGCUCAGCGGGAUUUCGACCACGACGCGCUGCGCUUCCACGAGAUGGAGGUCCUCGAGCACGGUGGGAGUUCUCCGGGGUGGCACCUGGACGGCGACAGCCGGGUGGCCCGCCCCGGCAGCCGGCGCUUCGGUCUGGUGCGGCAGGGCGUGCGCGCCCUGUUGCGACUCAGGAAGGUCGCCGGCUGGCAGCUGGAGGCGGUCCUGGGCCACAUCACCCUCCUGUGCCUCAUGCGUCGCGAGCUCCUAUCGAUUUUCCACGUCGUGUACCGCUUCGUGCGGGAGUCCUACGGCAGGUUCCAGCCGCUGUGGACCUCUGCCCGAGAGGAGCUCGUGGCCUUCGUGGGGGCGAUGGUCUUCAUCGAGGCCGACUGGGAGCAGCCCUGGACGCCCUACGCUUACGCUAGCGACGCCAGCCUCCACGGCUUCGGGGUGUCGCAGCCCCUGUGGUCGACCGCGGACGUCGCAGCUGUUGGGCGCGUGCCCGAGGUCAGCCGCUACCGCCUGGGCGGCACCCGCGCCCGCGAGCACGCUUUCGAGGUGGCCGGCUUCAAGGUCGACCCAGAGAGCGGCGAGGUGGAGCGCGAUUUCUUGGGGCGGCCCGUGCGGCUCGACAGGGAGGCGCGCGAGAUCUUGGAGGCUGCGCGCUGGGAGCACAACGAUGACUUCCCCGAGGUGCCCAGCAGCCUGCUGGCGAAGGCCAGACCGACGACGGAGGUGGCGCCCGCUCGCAUCCGCGUCCUGACUCUGGAGCGGGCCCUGAGCGACCGCCUGCUGGCGCGCUCGGCGGUGUCGAGUCCGAGGGGGCACGCCGGCGCCGAGGAGAGCACCGAGGCAUUUUUGGCGCGGCGCGCGGAGGAGCUCCCAGCGGGGGCGGGGCCAGGCCCGCGGGCCGACGCGCCCGCCCGCGGGGGUGCCGAGGCCGCGGGCGCCAGCGAGGAGAGCGACGACUCUUCGGACCCCGAGGAGAGGGCGGCCGCCGCGGCGAGACGGCGCUGCCUGAGCCGGCGCGGGAAGGGCCACGUGCGCCAGGCCCUCGCCGCGCUGCUGGACGGCGGGCCGCUCUCAUCCCGCCUCGCGCCGCUGGAGGCGAGGUCGGUGACGCCGGCGGCUGCUGCCCAGUACCGCCAGCGCGUCCAAGAGUUCUUGAGCUGGCACCACUCCUCGGACGCGAUCCUGGACCGCCCCGCGGAGCUCGACGCCGCCCUGGCGUCCUUCAUGAACCGCGAGUUCGACAGCGGGCACAAGAGCCGGAGGGGAGAGAAGCUUCUGGCGGGCGUGAUCUUCCAUCGACCUCAGUACGGGCGGCAUGGAGCGGACCACCUUCCUCGUCCUCUCCGGGCUCUGAAGGGGCGGUGCAAGGCGUCGCCAUCUCACUCGAGGCGGCCCUUGACGAUCGGGAUGCGGGCCGCGAUCUGCGUGGAGAUGGCCCGCAUGGGUUACCUCCUGGCCGCCGCCCCGUCGCUGGUGAUGGUGGAGUGCUACCUGCGGCCGGGGGAGAUGCUGGGCCUCACGCCGAGGUCCUUCUUGCCGCCGGCCCCCGGCGGGGUGGCGAGCUGGGCGCUGCUGCUGUUCCCCCAGGAGGGGAACCUGAGGAGCAAGACAGGGGAGAGCGACGACAGCAUCCCCCUCGACUCCUGCAGGUUCGUCUGGAUGGACAGCGUGUACCGCGCGGUCUCCCGCCGUCGUGGAUCGGACCGCCUCCUGGGCUGGACCUACCGCGAGUACGUGUCGGUCUUCAGGAGGGCUUGCGCCCGCCUGGGCUGGGCGGUGGUGCCGUGCCAGGGCCGACGCACAGGGGCCAGCGCGGACCGCGCGGAGGGCCUGCGGACCCAGGAGCAGGUGGUAAAGCGGGGCCGCUGGCAGGCCCUGAAGAGCGUCCGCCGCUACGAGAAGGCGGGGCGCGUGAAUCAGGCGUGGAACGAGCUCAGUCGCAAGGAUCAGGACCGCGUGGCAGUCUGCCUGCGGUCCCUGGAGGGCAUUUUCCUGCAGGGCGCCGCCCCGCCGCUGCCGCCGCGGGCGCGGAGGGAG
This is a messenger RNA of Prorocentrum cordatum, 4423 nucleotides long. The record is from the annotation of a GenBank genome assembly. NCBI's taxonomy places the organism in Eukaryota, Dinophyceae, Prorocentrales, Prorocentraceae.